CGAAUUUAGUAUGGAUCAUUGACAUAUUUUCUUGCCAUGUGUCCGUUCGUCCUAUAAAAGACAGUGCCAGGAUCGUGGCGGACAGUAUACUUUUAAGUGGUCGCUUGUUAACUAUAGUAACAAAAAUUAAGAAUAAAAAUGAGAUUGUACUUAGUGGCUUUCUUUGUGCUGGGGGCGUGCGCAGUUUCCCUAGCUGUUGAAAAUGGACCCCUGAUGACUGCUCUACGGCCUGUCCAAAGGCCGAAAAGACAUGUCGCCUUAUUGGGAGCCGGAGCUGGUCUUCUUGGAGCAGGUUUGGCAGCCGGUGCUGUAGGCCUGGGAGCUGGUGUGAUUGGAGCUAAGGCUGGUUUGGUGGGAGGAGCCAUCGCUGCAUCCGCUCUCCGUGGCAGGAGUUACGGAGGCUACGGAGGAUAUGGAGGCUACAGUGGUUAUGGGGGCCAUGGAGGGUACAGUGGUUACGGAGGCUACAGCGGUUAUGGAGGGUAUGGUCAUGGAUACGGAGGCGGAUAUGGAUACGGAGGAUAUGCUCCAAGCUACGGACACGUUUAUGACGGAGGUUACAGAUCAUACUAUCCAACAACCUCUUACAUAGUGUCAGACCCGUGGUGUUAAAACAAAGACUUUUAGUUGUAUUGAAAUAUUUUUGAUGGCAGCAAGUGUGUAGUGUAUUUGACUGAAUCGUACAAAUGUUAUUUAUAACGUGAGAAAAUAAAACAUGCGAUUGUUUAAA
Messenger RNA from Pieris napi, 730 nucleotides. RefSeq names its product keratin-associated protein 19-2-like. The record is from RefSeq and is a predicted model, not a curated record. Lineage: Eukaryota; Metazoa; Arthropoda; Insecta; Lepidoptera; Pieridae. Bases 139 to 612 code for a protein of 157 amino acids. The transcript is spliced from 4 exons.